Messenger RNA from Plasmodium coatneyi, 902 nucleotides. RefSeq lists its product as uncharacterized. Lineage: Eukaryota; Apicomplexa; Aconoidasida; Haemosporida; Plasmodiidae. The record is from RefSeq and is a predicted model, not a curated record. Bases 252 to 902 code for a protein of 216 amino acids. The transcript is spliced from 8 exons.
AUUAUUAGCCCCCAUUACAGGAAAGAACAAAUUCUUUUCGGCUUCCUACACAACACAGUAAUGUUUGCAAAAAUAAUUAUCAGUGUGAAAUUAUCAUGAAACACUAACCCGUUUAAUGCACACCUUUGGUGGGAUCCAUUAAAUCUUGUUGCAUAAGUAAAUAAUUAUUUUUGUGUAUUCAGUUUUUUAUUCAUACCCUUUUUAACUUUCUCUGUCCAUUGUGCGAAUUAUUCCACUUUUUAAAAGAAAAAAUGAACCGUGCUUUUCUUCUGCUUCUCUUUUUUUUCUUCUCUUUUGAGACCCUUUUCGCUCAAACUGGUGAGCAAAGUGCGAAGGGGCUGCACCCGAGGGACUGGACCUUUCCCCCGAAGGUUUUCGUAGCUGUUAACAAACCCCACACUGUAAAUGACGCUUCGCGCAGAGGGGAUGGUGCCGAUUUGGGGGGUGCAAAGCAGAGCGAGUACCACAAUGUUGUCGCCACCGCGGAGGAGCUACUGCGCAUUAUUGCUGAGAACAAACAUACGCUGCUAGGACAAGAAAACCCCAGCGAGCACGGAGUUAAAACCGAAUCAGAAAUUAUAAAUGCAAACGACGAAAAUGUUUUGAAUUUGCUUCUAAACAGCGAAGAGAAGGAAACGAAAAGAGAAAGGAAGUAUUCGCCACCAGUUAUACUAGUCCUUCCUCAGCCCCUAACCAGACAGGAAUUAUUUUACUACGAGAAAUAUAAGCAUUUGAAGGGGGACAUUAAACACACGAAGCCUUUACUAUUAAGAGUUUCCCAUUUUGCGAAAUUGGCAGAAAUUAGAAGCAAGAAUAAGGCAGAGGCCGUUAAAGAGCUAGUCAUCGCGGAAAAAAUGGUGGAAAAGAAUCAAAAAAUAAAAAAAUUGCGAUUAAUAAAUUAG